Messenger RNA from Ambispora gerdemannii, 1785 nucleotides. The record is from the annotation of a GenBank genome assembly. Lineage: Eukaryota; Fungi; Glomeromycota; Glomeromycetes; Archaeosporales; Ambisporaceae.
AUGAGCAAAAAAGGCAGUAGUGGUGGCGGGGGAGGUUCUAAAACUCGAAUGACAUCUGGUGCGGCCGCACGUAUCCAAUCAUCAGCUGCGAAAUCAAGCGGUGGCAAUGUCUCAAAAGGAAGUUUCGCUGCAAGAGCCCAAGCUGCAGCGGCUAAAAAUGCAACCAGUGGUAACAUCAGCCAUAAAGGUGGCGGUGGUGGGCAUCCGCAUCGGGCUAUACUGAUUGCGGGUACAUUGCGCUUACCCAAGGUCGCGCAUCCCUCAUCCCCAACAUUGCGCAUUCUUUCAUACCAACAUUGUCAAUAUUGUGUCUCUUGCCUUGAUAAACACAUUCUAACUCUUUUCAAUUAUGAAAUACAGAUAAUUAAAGAUAAAGCCGAUUGGUCUUGUGUCAUCGAAAAAAGACAUAGGAAUGAGUAUGUUGGAAAUGAGUUGCUAGAAGACCAGAAAAAACCAGAACUUGACGCCAAUGACUCUACUUGUGCAAAAACUACGAAACGACUUCUAGAUGUUGCAAAAGAAAGCCCCCCGAAACGUGUGGCAAAGAACAACUUGAAUGGGCUUUUUACAACAUCUGGCGGGAACGAUUCAGAUAAAUCCUAUUAUCCCGGUUCGGAUGAACCAGAUGAUGAUACUUUCAUUGAGAUAAAAAAGAAGAGAAAUAAUUAUACCUAUGACUGGUUUACUGGACCAGGUGUUAUGAAAUCUUCAUUAAGUGAGGGUGCAAAAAAGUGGAUUAUCGACACACUCGACGUUUCGAAUUUAUUACUAGAAUAUCGUGAUAUGUCAGUUCAACGAGCUUCUGAGAAUAAGAUUGAAGAAUUCAUUGAAUCAUAUAUUUUAUUCGAACAAAAUGUGACGAUUGGGGUUUCUUCAAUGAUCGAACCGGAAUCAUUAAAUGUUAUUUUCGAUACUAUCAAAAAUGAAUUUGCUCCAUAUCAUUUAUCGAAUGAUGAUGUUUUACGGUGUCAUAAAAUGGCACAGACUGCAAGCGAAGAUUUUAGAAAAUGCAAGCCAUUAUUGAGAAAAUGGCAAAAGGAUCUUGACGAUGAUCAAGAAGAUUUAAUUCUAGAAACGUUCGAGUCAAUAAUAAAUAAUUUUAAACCGGAAGUGUACAGGCAAGAUUUAAAAGAAGAUUCCUUUGUGCAUGAAGUUUUUGAACCUGUGAUCAGGCCAUUUUUCCGCAACAUUAAUUUUAAAUGUGAAUGGUCAACCGACGUCUUGGAAGCGUCUGUACAUCGGAAACGUAAAUUUGACCCUAUAUUACAGGGACGAAAAGCUGAUUUUUCAGUAUAUUUACCUAUUAGAGGUAAUAAAUUCUAUUUGUUGGCUUCGGAAAUAAAGUCUGCCGAUUUUAUUUUAUCAAAUGGAAAUAAAAUCGCUUUGGAAGACUGUGAUUUGGUAAAAUUAGGCAACGAAAUGAAGGAUAUAAUUGACAAAUGUAUUGAUGAUGGAGUAAAAAGUAAUGAUUUAAUAAUUUGUGGUUUAUUGGUGGAAGGUUUUCAAUGUCGUUUAUUUGUUAUGGAUUUAAAAUAUGAAGCCAUAUAUCGGAUGAUUCUUUUGGGGAAAUUUUAUCUCCCUCGAGAUAGUUCUGAUUUUGGCGUACUUCCCACUUCAAUAGAACGCCUUAUGCAAAUCAAAACAUCAACCAUGUCAACAUCUGAAUCUCUGAACUCGAAAACUGUGGACAAAACAUCCCAAUCGCACAAGAAAAAGGGAAUAGAGAAUAUCGUUCAGGUGAUAGCUGAUGGCAUUCAGGAUAAUAUUAUUUCAGAUGAGUCUUGA